This is a messenger RNA of Symbiodinium pilosum, 957 nucleotides long. NCBI's taxonomy places the organism in Eukaryota, Dinophyceae, Suessiales, Symbiodiniaceae. The record is from the annotation of a GenBank genome assembly.
AUGGAUUUGGACCGGGGGGUAGAGCAGUUUGAUGCCGUCAUUAUCGAGACCACGGGCCUAGCGGACCCUGCUCCGGUGGCGCAGACCUUCUUCGUGGACGAUGAGAUACAGGCGAUGUACAAGCUGGACGGAAUCAUUACAGUGGUAGACUCCAAGCAUGUCAUGCAGCACCUUGACGAGAAAAAGCCUGAGGGCGUGGAGAACGAGGCUGUCGAACAGCUGGCAUUUGCGGAUCGUGUCUUGCUGAACAAGCUUGAUUUGGUCCCCGAUCUUGCGGAGCAAGCGAAGAUCGAGGCGCGCAUCAAGUCGAUCAACACAACUGCAGAAAUAUUUCGCUGCCAGUACUCCAAGGUGGACCCCAAGCACCUCUUGAACCUCAAUGCCUUCAGCUUGACUCGAGUUCUGGAGAUGGAUCCGGAGUUCCUAGAGGCAGAGGGGGCGGAUCACCAGCACGAUGACAGCGUGUCCAGCAUUGCUGUGCAGUUUCCAGGCGAGCUGAACAUUCUUAAGCUGGAGGAGUGGAUCAGCUACCUCAUCGGGGAUCCGGCAAGGGCCAACAACCUGUUCCGCUACAAGGGAGUCCUGGCUGUGAAGGGCCACGACAGGAAGUUUGUGUUCCAGGGAGUCCACAUGCUCUUUGCUGGUAGCUACUCGGAUGAUCACCUAUGGGGGCCUGAUGAGACCCGGGAAUGUCGCUUCGUGUUCAUUGGGAAGAACAUCGAUAAAGAGUCCUUGAGGGCUGGGUUCGAGGGAUGCAAGCAAGAUGAGAAGCUGCGGUUUGCUGUCGGCGACAAUGUCGAAGUGCAGACGAAGGAGGGAUGGAAGGAUGCAAAGGUGAUCGGGCUCUGGGAAAAGGGUUGCCCAUACCGCCUUGAGCUGAAGGACAAAGUCCUCAUUGCCUUGUUGGAGCACCUUAAUAUUAGCCACAAUCUGCACUGCUCAAAGGGGGUUACAUAG